Rhododendron vialii is the source of this 2008-nucleotide messenger RNA. RefSeq names its product squamosa promoter-binding-like protein 16. The record is from RefSeq and is a predicted model, not a curated record. Gene Ontology annotation, cellular component: nucleus. The transcript has 3 exons. Bases 746 to 1849 code for a protein of 367 amino acids. Gene Ontology annotation, molecular function: DNA binding. NCBI's taxonomy places the organism in Eukaryota, Viridiplantae, Streptophyta, Magnoliopsida, Ericales, Ericaceae.
AAGGUUCUGACCAUCAAAGGGCCUGUGUCCAUCCCUGUGCUGUUUCCCAACCUCCCUCAUGACUUUUUCCUUUGUCAAUGGGCCAGGGAACUCAAAUGGCUGGAAAAGCUAAAUGCAAUUUCCUUCUGCUCCACUCGUUCCUGCAAUAAGUUUAUUGUCUUCCCUCCUUUCGUUUCACCUAAUUUUUCAACUCCUAUUUAGCGUGAAUCUAAUUGGGUAUCUGAGCUAGUGUCAAACUCUGCUAUUUGUGUAAUCGUGUAUUAUUUUUCUGAGAUCAAGCGGCAGAGACUUUCUACAAUUAGGUUCCAAGGAUAAUGGGGUAGUUACAACUCACCUUCGCAGAUUGGUUCAACUGCUUUUCCCCCUAAAGUUCGUGUUUGGCGUACUUAAAUUCCACUGGAUCUUUCUCCUCUACCGGGUCUUGGUUUUAGGUAAGUUCCACCGUAUCAAAGAUCGACAGCACUUAAAUCUCUCAACUGGGUUUAUGAUUGUUUUUUCCCUUUUGAGAAAAAACCUAAACUUACAUGGGUCUGAUUAGUUUAUUCCUUCUCUGGUUCUAUUUUAUUGUCUUUUAGCCAUCUAUAUAUGGGUCAAACUGUUGGGGUUUAUGCGUUUAUGAGUUGGGUUUUAGUAGAAUCUUUGUGGGUUCUUUACUUCUUUAUGAUUGAUUGAUUGUUGAGUGAUAUCAAUAGAACAUUGAUUGAACUGAUUCAAGGGGUCAAAGUGUAAGUUUUUAUCAUCAGUUAUGGAGUGGGAAUUGAAAGAUUCAGUUUGGGAUUUUGGUGAAUUGAUUGGGUCCAGUAGCAGCUUAGGGGUGCACAAGAAUGGAGGAGGGUUUUCCGUUGACUUGAAACUUGGUGGAUUAGGGGAUUUAGGAUUUGGGUCAUUCGAAAAAUUGAAGGAAACAACAGGAUCCACAACCUCAUCAUCACCUUCUGGGUCCUCAAAGAGGUCGAGGGUUGUGAGUAACGGAGCUCAAAUAAUGUCAUGCUUGGUAGAUGGGUGCAAUGCUGAUCUGAGUAAGUUCAGGGAUUAUUACAGGCGCCAUAGGGUUUGUGAGCGGCACUCUAAGACCCCGCUCGUGACCAUUGGUGGCAAAGAGCAGCGGUUCUGCCAGCAAUGCAGCAGAUUCCAAGCUAUUGGGGAGUUCGAUGAAAAGAAGCGAAGUUGCAGAAAACGCCUUGACGGUCACAACCGACGUCGGAGAAAACCUCAGCCAGAAGCCUUCCAUAUGAGUUCUGGGAGCUUUUGGUCCAAUCACCAAGGUGCGAGACUUCUAUGUUUUAGUGGUCCAGAAGCAUAUCAAACCUCUUCAGCUGGUUCUGUUCUUGCAUGGCCCAGGAUUGCUAAGCACCGCCAAGACCUGCAUGCUGCUGAUCAACAAAGUAUUAUCUCAAAUUCUACACCCUGCCUGUACAAUGGAGGAGACAAACGAUCCCCAUUCUCGCUGGUCAACUACCCUGAAAGAAGAAAUCAAACAAUCCCUGAAGUUUCCGCCUGCCAUCGACUUGUCAAUAGCAGUACUUCCCCUGAAAUCGGCAGGGGCCACCAAAAAAUACUAUCCGAUCGUUUAACACAAUGUAUCAAUUCCAAGCAUGCUCACUCUCUUCUGUCAUCACAUCCGACACAGCCUUUGGAUGUGAUUCAUUAUUCUGACCAGUCGAUUGGUAUCGGCUUGGAUAAUGAUGGUCUAGUUCAAUACUCACACUCACAAGGAGUGGAGAAUCCUUCACUGUUGGUUCCUCAGGGAAGCAAUGAAACGAACCCUCGCAACCAGAUAUUUCAAGUGGCACCUGAUGAUCUGUUGGAAAAAAGAGCCUCGCAGGUGCUACCAUUUUCCUGGAAGUAGUUAUUUGCCUUCUCUUAUUAUUAUUAUUUUUCUUUCUUUUGAACAGAUUUUCUUUGAUUCUUGGUUAGUGUACUUCUAAUGGUAGUGAUUGAUUUCCUCUAUCGGUGUACGCAUUUGAUAAUUUCUACAUUCCUGUUUCUAAACAACAUUGUGAAUUUA